Messenger RNA from Sorex fumeus (smoky shrew), 2151 nucleotides. RefSeq names its product NEDD4 binding protein 2 like 1 (gene N4BP2L1). The transcript has 5 exons. The record is from RefSeq and is a predicted model, not a curated record. The coding region runs from base 27 to 821 and encodes 264 amino acids. Lineage: Eukaryota; Metazoa; Chordata; Mammalia; Eulipotyphla; Soricidae.
CCGGCGCCCGGUGCCAGCCCCUCCCCAUGGAGGAGAGUUUUCUGGAAGCCUUCGGGAGGCUGAGCGUGCGGCGGCAGCAGCAGCGCCCGCAGCAGCAGCGCCCGCAGCAGCACCCGCAGCCCCAGCAGCAGCAGCGGCAGCCGCCGGCGGCGCCUCGGCCCCCGGCCCCGCCGCCCCCGCGCGGGACCCCCGCGCGCCGCCACAGCUUCCGCAAACACCUCUACCUCCUGCGCGGCCUCCCGGGCUCGGGCAAGACCACCCUGGCCAGACAAUUGCAACAUGACUUCCCCAGGGCCCUGAUUUUCAGCACGGAUGAUUUUUUCUUCAGGGAAGAUGGUACCUACGAAUUCAAUCCUGACUUCCUGGAGGAAGCACACGAGUGGAACCAGAAAAGAGCAAGAAAAGCAAUGAGGAAUGGCAUAUCCCCUAUUAUUAUCGAUAAUACCAACCUGCACGCCUGGGAAAUGAAGCCCUAUGCAGUCAUGGCACUUGAAAAUAACUAUGAAGUUAUAUUCCGAGAACCUGACACUCGCUGGAAAUUCAACGUUCAAGAGUUAGCCAGAAGAAACAUUCACGGAGUUCCAAGAGAAAAAAUACAGCGCAUGAAAGAACGGUAUGAACAUAAUGUUACCUUUCACAGUGUUCUUCAUGCAGAAAAACCAAACAGAAUGAACAGAAACCAGGACAGGAAUAAUACAUCGUUUUCCAAUGGCACAGGCUACUGGAACACCUACGCUGAGUUCCCACAGCGGCGGCCGCAUGGUGGCUUCACCAACGAGAGGAACACCAGCAGGAGGGGAGGCUGUCACCACGGAUAUUAGAGGCAUUCCAGAUGUUCCCAAAUGAGUUUUUACUUUGAUUUUUAGUAUUUAUUUGUCGUCUCGUUUUACUCAGAGCUCUAACUCCAGUGUAAAUAGUAGAAUCUCAAAGUUUUUGAACCGAAGCCAUUAUUUUCAUCUUCAAUAAACAUUUGUUCAAGUGAUCAUAUAUGCAUGGUCUGAUGUGGGGAACUCUGCAGAUAAAUUCAACAACGUUACUUUCUCUCUGGGGAAAAUGUGAAACUGUGACCUGACACCAUAAGCAAGAACGUAGGUGACAAAAUAACACACGCUUCAGUGCCUAUUUUUCUUUUCAGGACAUUCAUCUCCAUUAGGAAAGUUGGAAAGGUGGGAGAGAAAUGGGAGGAAGGAAAAAUUUGAUUUCAGUGCCACUGUUGCCCUGAUCACCUGUGCAUUAAAAAAAUGUGAAUUGUGUGACUUCAAUGACAUCGAUUUUCCUUUAAAAGGAACAUACUGAAAUAAACAUCUUGGGAAUAUCCUAGACUCUUGCACAGCGGGUAGGGCAUUCACCUUACAAGCGGCCAACAUGGCCGACCCGAGUUCGAUUCCUCCGCCCCUCUCGGAGAGCCCGGCAAGCUACCGAGAGUAUUCGAUAUGCCAGACACAGUAACAACAAAGUCUCCAAUGGAGACGUUACUGGGCCCGCUCGAGCAAAUCGACGAUCAACGGGAGGGCCUUUACCUUUACCUUUACCUCUUUGGAAAGUACUCCUUUGGCGAUUCACCUUUGUGAAACCAUUGACAUCUUUUAAAUAGCUACACAGGCUCCUGAAGAAAAUCAGUGUCAUUUAAGUUACAUCAUGUGUUUUUAUUGAAUGUAAUUAGAACUGAGUAGCUUUUGACUGUUUUGCUAAUAGUGGAAAUAAAAUAAACCUGCCCUGAGGAGACACAGGUUUUUGGGAGGAAUAAUCAAAAAAUCAUGUUUAUAAAUGUGUGUCAUCAGUUGACAGUGCACAUUUAGGCAUCAAAGUGAGCUCCCAGGGCCUCGAUCAUUCGGGGAUAAAGUUCACUGUUCACCGUGUGAUGAACUAACUUGGUGUUUUAUGUAGCAUCGUUUAUGACGAAGUUCUGCAACUCUAAAAUGUCCUGUUAAUAUCAGUAAUGAAUUUAUGAAUCCAUGAAUCCAGAUGAAAGCUCAGAUGGUUGACAUCAGAUUAAUUGGACCUGAGACUAUCAGAUAAAACCAUGUUGGUUGUAAGCUUUAUUUAUUUUUUGUUGUUGCCCAACAGCUUCUAAUAUUCUGCAAGUAUUAUUUUGUGUCCUAAAUGAUGGUGCUUUCAUGGUUAUUAAAAAUUACAUAUGAUAUUACUUUA